CUCAACUCUCAACUCUCCCAACUACUGCGCCUAAAUUCUCUCGAUGCGUGUUGCUUCCAAGCAAGCCUACAUCUGCCGCGAUUGCGGGUAUAUCUACAAUGACAGAACACCUUUUGAGAAACUGGCUGAUAACUAUUCUGCCCCUGUAUGUGGUGCCCCAAAAAGGAGAUUCAGGCCAUAUGCGCCAGAUGUUUCUAAAAAUGCAAACAGCACAGAUGUUCGAAAAGCCAGGAAAGAACAGAUUAAGAGAGACGAAGCUAUCGGGCAGGCAUUGCCCUUCGCAAUAGCACUUGGAGCGGCAGCAUUGAUUGCCCUAUAUUUCUACCUCAACACCCACAUCUACGUUAAUAGGAUAACUAUCAUUAUGGAUCUUCUAUAA
Salvia splendens (bonfire salvia) is the source of this 379-nucleotide messenger RNA. RefSeq lists its product as uncharacterized. The record is from RefSeq and is a predicted model, not a curated record. Bases 44 to 379 code for a protein of 111 amino acids. Gene Ontology annotation, molecular function: iron ion binding. Lineage: Eukaryota; Viridiplantae; Streptophyta; Magnoliopsida; Lamiales; Lamiaceae. The transcript is spliced from 5 exons.